AAGAAAUGUGUAAUAAAGAGCCUCGGUUUCAUGUGCCAUUAUAACAAUGCAAAUAUUUUCCGGCAAAUAUUAUGGGAUACAUGCCCUUCUGCAGGAUAUAAAAGCAUACCCCAUUCCGCCACUCCCUCACUCUGGUGUCUGGUCUCGCUAGCGUUCACUAGGCUUGAGCUCAAUUCUUGUUAGAGAUCGUUUUUCCUUCCGAGUUUUUGAAAUCAAGAGAAGAAGAAUGUUUCGCUGGGUAGCUGCUGCUGUCUUGGUGCUGGGACUUGUGGGGUUCCUGACCGCCGACGCCAUGAACGAGGAAGAGGAGUUGGAAUUCUUGAUUGAUCGUGUCCUGAAGGAAGUAACCGAAGACAAGAAGUCUGAAGUCUCCCAAACAGGUCCCAAGCCGCUCUGUAUCUUUAGUAAGCCGGCCUCACAAAGCUCGUCCCACGGCAGCGGGCUCUUUCCAGCGGGAAACGCAGUGGACGGCAGCCUCUCUUCAGAUAUGGCGCAUUGUUCGCACACCGUUGCUCAAACUUCGAAUCCGUGGUGGAGAGUCGAUCUUGGAGCGGACCACUGUAUCAGCAAAGUCGAAAUUCUGAACCGUGGAGACUGCUGCAGCGAACGUCUGGCAGGCGCUGUUGUCCGCGCUGGUGACAGCACCACUGUCACCGACAACCCGACUUGUGGCUCACCUGUCACCGCUGACCAAGCCCAACCACUCGGUGGUACCAUCGAGUUUGAUUGCUCUCCGGCGUUGAGGGCCCGCUACGUCAGCGUGGAUAUCCCCGGUACCGCAACCUUGCAACUUUGUGAGGUCACUGUACAGGAAUUGCCCCUUGAUCAAUGUUCCACGAGCUUUGAUAUCGUUGGUAAGCCUGCCUCACAAAGCUCGUCCCAUGGCAGCGGAAACUUUCCGGCAGGAAACGCAGUGGACGGCAGUCCUUCAUCACAAAUGGCGCAUUGUUCGCACACCGUUGCCGACACGAUGAACCCCUGGUGGAAAGUCGAUCUCGAGGAAGAGCAAUGCGUUACCAAGGUUACCAUCCUGAACCGUGGAGACUGCUGCAGUGAACGACUGCAGGGCGCCCAGGUUCGUGCUGGAAUGAGCGGCACCGUCACACAGAACGCGGCAUGCGGGGCACCAGUUACCAGCACUCAAGCACAACCUUUAGGAGGGACCAUCGAGAUUGACUGCGAUAAACCGUUGAGGGCGCGCUACGUGAGCGUCGAUAUUCCGGGCACUGCUACUCUGCAACUCUGUGAGGUCUACGUUGAUGUGCUGCUGUCCUCCGGAAGUUGCUAAGCAUCUUCUCGACCGGUACCUCCCCGUGAAUCAGGAACGGAUUUGACGAUGCCCAUCUUCGAAUUAAGACCGAUUAACAAUCGUAUUCUCUAGAGUUAUUGUGAAUGGAUUUUUUUCAUGUUAAUUCUUUUCACAGGAACCAAUAUAAACUGGAAAUUUUGCUCUUAAAUUAGAUCUUAGGUACAUGUCAUACAUUGUUACAAAUGCAGCACUUCCCCCCCCCCCCCUCCCCAGCUAUGGAUAGAAAUCCCCUCAUAAAAAAAUGAAGAAAGGGUAACAAGAAAAAUAACAUAAGGGGGGCAAUUAAAUAAUAGAGUGUUAAGGUUCGUAUAAUCAGUGCCUCACAACCACGACUAUAUACUCUCUCCCACCUUUUAACAUAUUACGAAGGAAAACAAAUUUGAUAUUGUCCGCUUUGAAGAGCGCCCCCAUUAGUCAAAUUGUAUUCCCUCUUCCCCUUUCUGACGUCGUAAAAAAGGCAGCCACUUCAUACAGCAUUAGCAUUGUGCCACAGUGCACCAAGGCCAUGAAAAGUCCUAGUGCCCCCCCCCCCUUUGCUUUUCAUAUUCAAUUUUGGCCGGAAAAUUGUCCGACCCACUUUUUCGGGAACAGAACAAUGUUUGCCCCCUCCCCCCCCCCCCCCAAAAAAAAAAAUUUGUUGUUUUUGCGGCCUUGCCCACACACACUUUUCUCGUGAAGCAGCCGGGCGAAAGAAAGAAAAUCUGGCUACCAGCCCUCUUUGCACGGUCGUGAUAUUGCCCCCAGUGGAAUAACAUCGUGGCAACUCCCAUGCUUUCAGAUAAUACAGUAGUCCUACAAUGUGUGGUUGUCGGAAUUUUCAACUUAAGGACAUCACAUUGGUGUUAUAUUUUAGCUUCAUUUUGCUUUUAUUAAGGGUUGAAAGGAAAUAUGAAAAACAACACAGAACGGUGGUGGUGUCAUAUUGUUUUAUAAUAGUUAUAUUGUUUUUGUUCUUUUUAUUUGUUUUUACGUUUGAAUUUAUUGUUUGGUGUUAUGCAUGGUUAAUUGUCAAAAAGGCUUAUUAAAACUUCCCUCAGCAUGAAAA
This is a messenger RNA of Patiria miniata (bat star), 2354 nucleotides long. RefSeq lists its product as uncharacterized. The transcript has 8 exons. Bases 227 to 1288 code for a protein of 353 amino acids. The record is from RefSeq and is a predicted model, not a curated record. NCBI's taxonomy places the organism in Eukaryota, Metazoa, Echinodermata, Asteroidea, Valvatida, Asterinidae.